Molecule: messenger RNA, 896 nt
Organism: Zophobas morio
Lineage: Eukaryota; Metazoa; Arthropoda; Insecta; Coleoptera; Tenebrionidae
Product: rRNA-processing protein UTP23 homolog
Exons: 2
Coding region: 157-888 (243 amino acids)
Cellular component (GO): nucleolus; small-subunit processome
Molecular function (GO): small ribosomal subunit rRNA binding
Source: RefSeq, a predicted model, not a curated record
GUCAAGUCUCGUGUUUCAGAUUGAGGUUAUAUUUUGAUCAAACGUUAGUGAAUUCGAAAAUAUUUAGUUUAGAUACUCGUUUUUUUUACAAUACCACCUUUUUCGUUUCAUGUGAAGAGUAACUGACAGCGCCAGGUGCAAUAAACUUAAAGUACAAUGAAAAUAAAGAGAUAUAAAAAAGUGAACAAACACUUAAACUUUUACGUAAAUAAUUUUGGAUUUAGACAUCCUUAUCAAGUUCUUGUCGACGGCACCUUUUGUUUUGCGGCUUUAAACAACAAAGUAAACAUCUCUGACAACAUACCACGGUAUUUACAAGGAGAAUUAAAAUUAUUAACUACACAAUGUGCAGUUAUCGAAAUGGAAAAUUUGGGGUCGAAAUUGAGUGGUGCCUUGAUUGUGUUGAAGCAGUAUCCUGUUCAUAAAUGUGGCCAUGAAGGAAAACCUAUUGUGGCUUCAAAGUGUCUAUUAUCCAUGUUGGGUAACUGUAAUCCUAAUCAUUACAUAGUUGCUAGUCAAGAUAGAGAUUUGCAAAAUAACGUGAGGAAUUUGGUUGGUGUGCCACUACUUUAUCUUCAUGGGAAGACUCCAGUGCUUGAACAACCAUCUAAUGUUAGUGUGGAAGCGGCGAAAGACAAUUUAGGGGGAAUCAGUAUGUCAGAAAGACAGAUGAUUGAAAAGUUAAAAUUAGAAAAUGGGAUGGUUAGUGAUAAUAGGGACAAACUCAAGAAAAAGAAGAAAAAAGGCCCAAAUCCUUUAUCAUGUAAGAAGAAGAAAAAGCAGUCUGUGGAAGGUAAAGUUGUGAAAAGUGGGGAGAGGAAAGUUAAGAGACAGAAAGUUAGAAUACCAGAGCAUGUAAGAGAAGUUUUAUUUAAUAAAAAAACAUGAAAUUUUUA